UCUUCCCAUUGCCUGCCGAUGGACUGCACUCUCCUGAGAGACACCACAGCCAGGAGCUCCUGUGCUCCCCCUGCACUGCCCAUGAAACAGCACAGGAGUCAGUCCUCCAGUGCAAGCUCUGUUUCAGACCUGCAGCUGGAAGGAGGAACUUGCGACCUGUCUGGCAACUCUUCUCCUGCCUCGCCUUUCACUGACGUGUUUGCGACACCCACUGACUGCCAUGCUGCCCAGUGCCCAAUUCAUCACUGUGGGGGGGAAGUAACACCUGAAACCAGACCACGAGACAGACCUCUCAUCCACACAGAGUUUGUGCAUCAGGGGCCUUCAGGACAUCACAAGGAGCGAUUCUUCUCUGACGAAACCCCGCCACCCAUUCCUAAGAAGAAGCUUGUAAGGACUCUUUCUCUGCACAACCCUGCCCUGGAGCACUCCAGCCCCUGCUGCUGUAGAAACUCACAUUGCGAGGCUAAAGACUACCAAGUUCACCACGCUGGAGAAUGGGAGAAAGAGUGCGCCCUCAAGACCCACUAUCUCAACCGCUUCGAUUUUGAGACACUCGAUCAUCAUCUAGAUGUUUCUGGCAGCUUCUACCACCAGGAGCAAGUGUAUGCCGGCAUCCAGAACAGUUACCUUCAGUUUAUGAGGAACACUGUGAGGCACUUGGAGACCAUGGUGCUCUUAGAUGAACAGGAGGUUGAUAUGGUGAGGAGACUCCAGCCUGAGGACUGCCUGCUAUGUGAGGAUGAGCAGCCUAUGAUGAUGGAACAAGAGAUUUUCUUCACUGUGAUUUUCCCUAAAGUCCCUACUCGGUGUCUCUCUGCAAAGGUCAACAGAAAAGGUUCUGUUUUCAUGCAUUCAAAACCUGUGCCUCAUCAUCCCAACACUGAGGAGAUUAUUGCCCAUUUUCCACCACAAAUGACAAAGGAAAAACUGCAGCUCUCACAAAUACCGGCUUCAACAGAUCUAUCACGAGAGGGCAGCACUGAGCCGUGCCAGGAAUCUGACAUCACCAAGGGGUGCCCACUACUCUCCUACCUCGAAAGAGGCAUUACAGUUUCCAUAGUGAGAGAUUUUCCUUGGGGAACGCUUGAGGACUUUGUCCAGGAAGGUGUUUCUCUGUACCAUUCACGUCCGGAUGUGUAUGAGAGAAGGCUUUGUCUGCUGAUGCUCCAGCUAGUGCAGGGUUUGUGUCAUCUGGGAGUUCACGAUGGCGAGCACGGUGAGCUGGCUCCACAAAGGAUUAUGCUGGUAUGGAGGAGCACCAGGAACAAAGGACCGGCAAAGAAGGCAGAAGCCCCUGCGGAGCACAAGCGUGUGAUGAAAAGGGAUUGCCUUCUUAGACACAGCAACGUGGACAAGAACGAAGGGUCAGACGAAGUGCUCUGCGAAAACAUAAGUAUGAGAAAGGUCCACGUGUCGUGGGGAAGAUGGGGUGCGCCACGGGUCGUGAUCAGCCAGGCACAGUGCUCUCAAGACCUACCCUCCAAGGAGCUCCAGCUGGGACGUCUGCUGAAGCACUGUCUGCACCAGGACGCGCACACACGUCCAUGUACCCAGUACACACCUGGUCUGCGUCACCUGAUCCAGCAGCUUACUAGCGAGACUCCCGGACUUCAAGUGGCUGACACAGCAGGUGUUCUUCAGGCUGUACUGUGGGGCCCCCCAGCUGGACUUUUUGAGAGGAACCAAGCAAGCACUGCCACAGUUCUUAACUGGCUGAUGGUGAAGCGCUCACUGCUGGUGUUGAAGCUGGCAGAGAAGGGACUGUUAUUACCUCAGAGUGGCUUAGAUUGGGAGGAUUAUCUCUGCCUGCAGUACCUCUCCUCUACAGAUCCUGAAGCUGUACUAGAGACAGCAGUACAACUGGGCUUCUGCAACACUGUCACAACUACUAAAAUGGCAAAUACCAACACAAAAGUGUAACUGUUGAUAGAAAGCUGUAUAAUGUAUAGCAGUGCUUUCAAAUAAGAGUAUCAAAUGGAGGUCCAAAGUUUUCACCACACAAAAACAUCUAUGCAGUUUAACACAUUUCACUUUUCAUUUUUGAUCCAUUUCUCUGCUCUGAAGUGUUUUACUUAUCAUGUAACUAGGCAUCACUUAUGCAUUUGCUUCUUGCACAUUUAAGCAUCCGGAACAAACAGAUUUCAUAGGAAUUUGUUUGCAGAACACAUUUUAUGCAAUUAAGCAACAUAGCCUUGGUAUGGAGGAUUAUGGUUAUUUUCACCAUGUGCUGCAAUACCUACUUAUAUUGGAUUUUGACAAGUAUUGAUGUUAAUUUGUCUGUUAGCAAAAUUAAAAUGUGUCCAAAAUCAGUGCCAAAUCCCAGAUUUAAAAAAAACACACACACAACCCCUCCCCACCCAACACAAACUUGAUUCAUUUUACUUACUGGAGUCUGGCAAAACGUACACUCAAAGCUGAUGGUUGCCUUGAGGUGAUUUUAAGAUUUGAUUUAAAGUCAGCCAUGCUCCUACUUCAGGGAACACCCACAGGGGAAAAAGCAUACAUGGACAACUGAUUUGUAAACAAGUAAAAUUAAACCACUGCACAGGGUGAGCUCAUUUAUUCUGCACAACAUGCAGAUCAGGCCAACCAAAUGUGGAUCAACAAAAUCCUCAAAGAUUCAUGCACACAGAAACCCAACAAACAGGACAACUCAAGAAAUAGCACUGGAAACAAAACUACUUACAUAACUUUCAAGGCAUGGAAACUUUAGCCAUAAAUAUUACACUCUAAAGAGCAAUAUAUGGAAAUGGAAGAGAAGAACCAGCUA
Messenger RNA from Electrophorus electricus (electric eel), 2773 nucleotides. It is a transcript of the gene peak3, whose product is annotated as PEAK family member 3. Lineage: Eukaryota; Metazoa; Chordata; Actinopteri; Gymnotiformes; Gymnotidae. Gene Ontology annotation, molecular function: protein kinase activity. The record is from RefSeq and is a predicted model, not a curated record. Gene Ontology annotation, biological process: protein phosphorylation.